AUGGUCCUGCAAGCAGCUUCAAUCUUACGUCAUGUAUCGGUAUCUACUACACGACUAUCAUCCUUCCGUUCUUUCUCGAACAUUAGCUCUGGUGCUUUCCUUACCAUGGAAAUGCGUCCUAAUGGUGUUGCUAUUGUGCGACUAGAUGAUAAAGCAGCUAAAGUAAAUACAAUCUCAUCGAAAAUGACGGCAGAGAUGACGACAAUGCUAGAUACGGUGGAAAAUGAUCCAGCGAUUAAGUCUGUUGUCCUGAUUUCGGCCAAACCUGGUGUCUUUAUUGCUGGUGCUGAUAUUACAGAGCUGAAUGCGUGCAAGACCGAGGAAGAGAUGCGUGCAUUGUCCAACGCUGGUCAGAGUUUUAUGAACCGUGUAGCAAGCUCGAAGAAACCAAUUGUAGCAGCCAUUGAAGGAUCCUGUAUGGGUGGAGGACUUGAAGUAGCGCUUGCUUGCCACUACCGAGUAGCUUCACAGAACAAGAAGACACAGUUAGCACUGCCUGAAGUGAUGUUAGGAUUGCUACCUGGAGCAGGAGGCACACAACGUUUGCCAAAGCUAGUGGGUCUUCAAGCUGCUCUGGAUAUGAUGCUCACGGGCAAGAACAUUAAGGCAGACAAGGCUCUUAAGAUGGGACUAGUAAACCAAGUGACCGACUCGUAUGCACUCGAGAGCGCGGCCAUUGCCGCAGCGGAACAAUUAGCUACUGGAAACCUUAAACCCAAGAAGAAAAACAAGGGCCUUGUCAAUCGCAUCGUGGAGGACACUCCAUUACGCCAGAUUGUGUAUAAGAAGGCAGGAGAGAUGGUGCAGAAGAAGACGGGUGGACACUACCCUGCACCCAAAUUGAUCUUGGAGGCGGUUCAAACAGGUGUUGAGAAUGGAUUCAAGAAGGGUCUUGAGGUAGAGGCAGCUAAUUUUGCAAAGCUGGGUAUGACCAGCGAGGCCAAGGCCCUCAUGGGCAUCUUUUUCGGACAAACAGCGCUAAAGAAGAAUCGCUACGGCAAGCCUUCAAAGCCUGUGGAGACCAUGGCCGUCAUUGGUGCUGGGCUGAUGGGAGCUGGUAUUGCACAGGUAUCAGCUACAAAAGGUGUGCGUGUUCUGCUGAAGGAUCGCGAUGCUGUGUCUGCUGCUAAGGGUGAAGACUACGUACGCAGCAACUUGGAUCAGAAGGUGAAGCGCAAACGCAUGACCAUUUUUGAACGUGACGCCGUCAUGGCCAAUGUAGUGCCUUUGUCAGACGAAGAUGAGGUAUGGAAGACGCACAUGAAAAAGGCAGACCUUGCUAUUGAAGCCGUCUUUGAGGACUUGGCACUGAAGCAUAAGGUGUUGUCGGACCUCGAGAACUACGUGUCAAAGGACUGCGUUGUUGCGACCAAUACGUCGGCUCUUUCGGUUGCUGACAUUGCAUCUGCUUGUAAGCGUCCGGAGAACGUGAUUGGCAUGCACUACUUUUCACCUGUGCCGAGUAUGCCACUGCUGGAAAUCAUUCGUCACGCUGGCACGAGUGACGCGACCGCUGCGAAAGCUGUCGACUUGGGACUACGUCAAGGAAAGACGGCUAUUGUAGUAAAAGAUGUGCCGGGCUUUUACGUAAACCGCUGCCUAGGUCCGUAUAUCGCUGAAACAUUGGCGUUAGUGGAAGAUGGCGUGGAACCGGACAAGCUUGAUAAGCUCAUGACGACGUGGGGUCUGCCAGUGGGUCCGAUUACUCUUGCUGACGAGGUGGGCCUUGAUGUAGCCUAUCACGUAAACCAAACGCUGUCAAAGGCGUUGGGCGUGCGUAUGAAGGGAGGCGAUGCCAAACUUUUUGAAGAGAUGAUUGGGCAGGGAUUUUUGGGUAAAAAGUCGGGCAAAGGCUUUUUCAUGCAGCCGCCUAAGGGCAAAAAGGGCAAGAAAAUCAUCAACACUGAUGCCAUGAAUCUUGUAAAGAAGUUUCAAAAGAGUGAUCUGAAGCUGAGUGAAGAAGACACCGUGAACCGCCUUAUCUCGCGUUUUGUAAACGAGGCGGUUCUUUGCGUACAAGAUGAUAUCAUUGCAUCGCCUUCGGAGGGUGACAUUGGUGCUGUAUUCGGCAUUGGUUUUCCACCUUUCAUUGGUGGUCCAUUUCGCUAUAUUGACAAAUUGGGCAGUACUAAGUUUACCGAGUUGAUGCAACGCUAUGCCGACCAGUACGGUGAACAAUUUGUCCCUGCACCAUUGCUACAAGAUAUGGCCAAGACGAACAAGAAAUUCCACGCGACUUGA
Molecule: messenger RNA, 2241 nt
Organism: Peronospora belbahrii
Lineage: Eukaryota; Oomycota; Peronosporomycetes; Peronosporales; Peronosporaceae
Source: the annotation of a GenBank genome assembly